UGACGGACGAGGAGCUCGGAUAUGCCAAGCGCAUAGCCGGACUUGGCAUCCAGAACCUCCGGUUGCUGGUGGCCGAGCCUUUCAAAGCUCGGGCUGGGUUAGGAAUUUUUCCCUCCACGUCUAUGAUGAGCCGAGUCAACGCUGCUUCGACUGCCGCCGGCCGUGAGCACAAGGGGCAUGACAAGCCCGGGAAGCCGCUCGUCCCCAAGGUCGAACCUCGGGUGACCAGGGCACGAGCUGAUGACGCUUCGGGGGCCGGCGCCUCCAAGAGGCCACGUGUUGAGGGCACCUCCUCCAAGGCCAUCAUCGUGGCCGAUGACUCCGAUGGGGAGCCCGGAAGUCCCCUCAAGCGGAAGCGCACUUCGCGGACCAAUCUCCGUGCCUCUCCUCCGAGGAACUCCGACGUCCGCCGUCUCCGGGAUGAUGAUACCCCAACCGCCAAAGGUUCUGACGACGC
Molecule: messenger RNA, 457 nt
Organism: Cuscuta epithymum
Lineage: Eukaryota; Viridiplantae; Streptophyta; Magnoliopsida; Solanales; Convolvulaceae
Source: the annotation of a GenBank genome assembly